Paramisgurnus dabryanus is the source of this 9169-nucleotide messenger RNA. The record is from RefSeq and is a predicted model, not a curated record. Lineage: Eukaryota; Metazoa; Chordata; Actinopteri; Cypriniformes; Cobitidae.
UAUCAUGACAAAUCAUCGUUAUGUUCAUCCAAAGGGAGAGAUUACAGAAGGCCAGAGAAACACCUGCAGGUUUCUUUCUGAAGUAUAGUGGCUCUUUGUGUCCUUUGGGCUUUCAAACACCCCUAUUGGUUGCUGCGUUCACCAUACUGGAAAACAUCUUACACUCUUAGCCCAUCCCUCAAGCGACCCAUGACAAUGUAAGGGGUGUGUCUGACUUUUUGGGCUCUUCGUCCCAAGUGACUUAAUCAGACUACACAGUUGGCAACAGAGAACGGUCACGUACUGACACACGCAGAUAAGGAUUAAACCGGGACGAAGCAGAAUCGCAAAGCAUUUGCUUUCAGUGAAGCUUAGGUUUCUUAAAGGCCUAAAUUUGAAAAAGGUAGAGCAAUUGUUUUUAUAUAUAUUUGUGUAUGUUUAUCCAUUUAGUUUGUGUGUGUAUCUGCUAGAUCAAAUAAACCAAAUUUCCUACUUGUACGCACCUGCAAGAUGCUCAGCAUUACCUGAACAUUACAGGCAGAUGUGUUAGGGAAAGGGGGAAAUCCAAACUCAAAAUAUAAAUCUAAGACCAGGACUGACCAACAUAUUUAUAUAUUAUAUUAUAUAUAAGUCUUGAUAUAUUAUGGAAAUGUAUAUAUAUAUUUUCCGUGUAUAAUGAAUCUUUAUUAUAAUUAAUAAUACAGUUGUUGAAUUUAUUUAGCUCUGUAGUACUGUAUUGACCGUGGGGGUGGUUUCACAUUGCCCCUUUCACCUAAAAGUGAAUUUGUGUGUGUGUGUCUGCAGAUAACAGGAUUGGCAUUGAUGGUUCCAUGGAGCCAAAGAUAAACAUCGGACAAGACAGCAAAGAUGAGGGGAAACGAAGCAGGUUAGCCAGCUGAAUCUACACACAUCCAUUCAUUCAUUACUUUCUCAUCAAGCCACAUUAGCAUUAAAAUAAACAAAGAGAGCCCAUUGCUAAUGAUAAAAUCACACAAAAACACCAACAACAGCACCCAUACAAAUAUAAAUUACAAACCAACCAGAUCUGUAAAACCCACAUUCAUUCAUUUUUACACAAAGACUGUACACAGGAGUUUGGUUACAGGAUCAAGCAUUCGUCAGCAUAACAGUGCAGUUUCAGUAUGCGCAAUUAUCCAACCAAAGAUAAUAGCUCAGACAACUUCUAUUUAUUUUUACACAAUAUAAACACAAAAUGACACCUAAUCUGUUAAAUAGGAUAACACAAUAAAUUUGUAAAAAAAUGAACAUCCUUUUUAGAGUGUACUACUUAUUAGGGCUGGGCAAAAAAAAUAUUUUUCGAUUAAUCAGGUUUUUUUACGUGGUCAAUUCAAAAUCGAUUCUCAAAGAGCAGAUUCAAUUUUUUCUUUCAUAUUUAUUUCCGCAAACAUUGAACAUAAGAUUAACGUUAAUCUAAUUACUAGUCUUCUUCACUAGAUGUCACCCUCUUUUUUGCCUUGUGCGAUGUUACCAAGGAGCGAGCCUGUCAUUUAUUCAUUCUUUCAGUUUAAGGUGCUUCAUCGAAGUUGAUAUCACCUUCACAUAAAAGGUCAGAGGUAUGGAAGCAUUUUAGAUUUCGCAAGCAGGACGACGACGAUAGUGUUGUGGCUUUUAAUUUCUUUUUAUUAAUUACCCACUUGUAAACUGCUGUUCACUGUUCUUUUUUAUUAAUAUAGUAUUUGUAUUAAAUCUAUAUUAAUUGAGUUAAAUCAAAAAAUCGAGUAUAAAAACAGACCCGAGAACCAAAAUCGAAAAUUGAAUCGAGAAUUUAAUUGAUUUGUUAGUUUGUGAAUCGAAAUCGAAUCAAUCUGGAACAUCUGAAUCGAUACCCAGCCCUACUACUUAUUGAAUUUUGUAAACAAACAAACAAAAAAUUCAUCUAAUUAUGCAAAUCAUUUUUCACCCAGUCUGACUUCAUCCUUGCCCAGCCUAUGGUACAGCAGAAAAACCUGGGACAAAACAAGGCCCUUGCAUCCAUCCCUCAAAGAAACUUUCUCAAUACCCGUUUGUCCUGCUCCUCAAUUCACUCAGCUUAGUAAGUCGACACCAGCGCUGAUGGAACCUCUUCUUCAUGCCAGUAUGUUGCUGCAAGCACGGGCUAACAUAUAUAACAGAAAAAGUUGGCACUGAGGCCAGUGGGCAGAAAAAGAGUCACAAUCAUGGAGAGGACACCUUUUCUUCAGUUGACCUAUGGCUAAUCCACACCCCCUCCACUCACUCAGACAGACAAUCGACAUCUGGUGACAGGCGCUAUGGCAGCUGUCACAGUAGGAGACAUUUCACAGGAGACAAUUGAUGAUUUUUGGAGACAGAAAGACUAGAUAUCAUCUCAAAGUCAUCAAAGGGCACUAAAGGAAUAGUUUAAUAUAGAAAAUGAAUAGAAUAUGUUAUUACCUUAACUAAGAAGAGUUGAUACAUACCUCUAUCAUCUUAGUGCGUGCAUGUAAGCGCUGGGGCGCGCUGCGACACUUCGAUAGCAUUUAGCUUAGCCCCAUUCAUUCAAUGGUACCAAACAGAGAGAAAGUUAGAAGUGACCAAACACAUCAACGGUUUUCCUAUUUAAGACGAGUAGUUAUUCAAGCAAGUAUGGUGGUACAAAAUAAAACGUAGCGCUUUUCUACGCGGAUUUAAAGAGGAACUAUAUUUUAUGGCGGAAUAGUACUUUUGGGAGUACUUCGACUCGCCUGAAAAAUCCACUCCCCUUCUCCCUCUCAUAAUGGGAGAGGGAUAGUGUUACUGCGCCGAGUCGAAGUACUAAGUUGCAACAUUGCUAUUACAAAUAACAUUUGUUAUCUCAGUUAUUUACAGAUACGUUAAUGAAGCUAAGUGACAUGAUGUACAACGCAGCUAGAAACUAACAUUAACGUUUUUUAAUGUUAUGGCGCUUUUCCAUUGCAUAGUACCCCACUGUUUAGUUUAGUUUGGGUCGGGUCAGCUCACCUCACUUUUGGCGUGGUUAGCUUUUCCAUCGAGUUUAGUAUCACUUCGGAGUGGGAGGGAUUAUAGGCGUGUCGUUAUAUUUACGCUGCCUACUGCUGUGACAUCAUACACGUGAGAGCGUUGUUGUACAUUCCCAUACAUUCAUUUAUUUCUCAGUCUGCCACAAAAUUAAAAUUGGCCACCACAAAUAGAUGUUUGCACAUCGCGUUUAUAACUACCUCUGUCUCACAUGACAGUUUCUGUUCAAACACCCGACCCGUGGCGUCAGUCGACGGCGCUCCGCUGAGCCUCAUUCAAGUUGCAUUUAAGCAUAUAUAAUGCGGACGUGCACGUCGCGAAUGUGCCGCCACAAACUGCAAGUCUGGAAAAAACUGUUAUGGUGUCCCGGAUUCUCAACCUGCGGAUGUUUUUAAUCGCUAAAAGGGUGUUUGGAACUUUAUAGCAGAACACAGAUAACAACAUGUUUGCUUGAGACAGCGCAAGCUAGCAGUAAGCUAAAGCUAAUAUUUACAUUAUAGCGAUGACGUGACGAUUCUCUCAGACCAAUCAGUGAUCUACAGUGUUUUCGCGUCACGUUUGGUAUCAGCUCGGGUCGCUUGGAACCCCAACCGAGGUGGUACGAAAAAAAAGUAUCGGGUACUACGUACUGCACCCAAUGGAAAAGCUCCCAAAAGUAAGCUGACCCGACCCAAACUAAACUAAACCGUGGGGUACUAAGGAAAAGCGCAUUAGUCUAGUUAACGUUGCGUUAGAGAUGUUAAAGAUAACGUUCAAAUACGUUGUUGACUUAGCUUAAAACAUAUGUAGACAUCGUUGUUUAAUUUAUCCACGUUUAGUUGGUGUUGUGGUCUACCGCAUAACUUAAUCCAGAGCAGACACUUAAGGUUAUCCCAGGUUGAGAUGUGGCUUGGGAAAGGGUAAAAAAAUACACAACGUCGCCCAGCCUCUCAGGAUACCUAAUGUCGAUGUUGCAUGUACCCCAUUGCACACUGUUUGACCAUUUUAAACUUAAAGUGCGUGUUGCAGGUUUUUUUUUUACGAAUUUGUGCAACUUGCUUGUGUGUAAUAACCAUUUAAAGUGUUAUCCAUUGUAUUUUAUGUUGUUGGGUAUCACAAAACCCGAAAAAGUAUGAAAAAGUACAGCGGUUUGCAAUGACUCUCCUUUCCCCCACAACGCACUGUAUGACGUCACGCUGGGGAGAGAAUUUACCAAAGCCGCAUUGAGAGCAUUGAGAAUGACUAUAGAAAGACGAGUAAAGUACAGUUCUGAUAGCGCAGAUUAUAGAUAGACAGACAGACAGACAGACAGACGGAUAGGCUAGUAUAGAGAGAUAGGCAGACAGCCAGAUAGCAGAACGUUAGCAUAUCUUCGUGUAGAAAGUAAACAAACAAUUAACAUACUCGUGCAUGCUGGCUUGAGGGGGUCCAUGAUCCUGCCUGAAAUGGGUGUAACUUUAUGCGAUCUUCAGCACAAACGGUUUUGGCAGCAUGUCUCUAAUCCUGGAAGGUGAGUGAGGCACGUCACAUAUGUUCGCGGGGACCAGCAACCCAAACGCACUCACUUUCUUACAGCCAGUAGCGGAAUGGCAAUCGAGAGAGUCGGGACUUUCCCGGUGGGUCGAUCUGAUAAUAGUUAUACGUUUCGAGUUAACAACACCGUCUGGCGGCGUGAUCUGCGCCGGUUCCCGCAGCCCGCUGGUCAAAGUGCAGCCUCUCUGCUCAACAAAGUAUAUGAAAGUGCUCAACCUGUUCGGCAGGUCCAAACAUGUACAGGAUUUAUAAAAAUACGGUGAUCAAUGAGCGGUUCCUCCUCAAAUGGCAUAGUCUGGCGUGAUGUAAAAAGCCGCCGAACGCCUGUUUAUUACAGUAUGUAUGCGGUCGGAUCCGAGUGUGCUGCAGCUGCUGACUGCUGCGUAUAAAAUGAUUGUGUGAUUCGUUAUAAUCGCAUAAACAAUAUAACAAAGCAUCCUUUUAUUUCACAAAACAAUAUAUUUGAGAUAUUAUUUGAUAGACUAGUAAGUGUGGAUUAAGGAUGUUUAAAAAUCUCUUGCCUGGUGGUCUGGACAUGAAUGGAUCAAAUCAGCAGAUUUGCGAAGUUUUAUUUAUCUCCACAGAUAUCAUAAAUAAUAAUUAGCAUGGUAACUUUGCAGUAUAACACAUUAUAUAUUUCCUACGAUGUAUAUAUGAUUUCCAAAUUGUAUACGUAAGUAUUAAACAGCAAUAAAUGUCUCAUCUAUUUCUAUGGCUCUGGCUGAGGCUUUCUCCACUUCUCCCCAACGUGACAUCAUCGCAGAAUUGCAUAAAAAAAACCGUUAAUACCAAAAACGUAAAAAAAGUGUUCUUUAAGACCAUUUUUGAGACAUUUUAAAAAUUAUACACAUAUCUUGAGUGAUUUAUGUACCCAUUAAUCGACAGUGGUGGUUAACCUGCAACACGCCCUUUAAAAUGACAAGAAAAAACAUAAAAACUAAUGAAAACUGACUAACUGCUAUGCUUUUCAAUAGACGUGAAAGCAGAGUAUGUCUUAGUGUAUUGGGUUAUCUAUGCACACACUGUGAUUGGCUUUUCGUGUUUGGGGGCAUGGCUUAGCCAUAGGUCAAUUGAUGGCAUGAAUGCAUGUAAACUAGCCUAAGUGGAUUCCUGGGGCAAUAAAAACCUUCCAUUCAUUAUUUUGUCCUGUUAAUAAACAUCAGCAGCACAAGACAAUGCUCUUGCCAUUGAUGACACAGGGUACAAACUAGUGAUGUCAGAACAUUUUAUAAUCCAGUGAAAGUAGAAGGAAAGGACAGUUUAUUAUGGUGUCUGUGUUAUUGCCAUGUUUGAACAACAGUCCUAUUGUCAGUCAGCUGAGUAGUCUGUGAGUACAUCCAGCUAGAUCAAGAAGAGUUUCAUCUAAGGUCAAAGAGACAAAAUAGAUUCCAAUUGAAUAAGACAGAUAAAGUCAAAAUCUUAAACAUAAACCUGACAGAAAUGCCUUGGGUUCAGUCUCCUCAAAAUAUUGAUGUGUGAGGAACUGGUCUGUAGUCCGUUGGGAUUGGAACAAUGCUGAAUGCCUUUGAGACUAUCGGGUAGAUGCCAAAGAGCUUUCCAGGUCCUGGAAAAGUUAAGAAACCUUUAAGUACUGUGUUGUUAGCGAGGUUAAUAAGUACAGGUGAGGGGUAGACGAUGUUUCCCAGCUCUAGAAGUAUUGGAGAGAGUACAAUUUUAACGAUAUUGGAAUAAUUUAAGAUUUUCAGAUGAAGUAUAAACACUUUUUCAAUGAACUGCAGGGCUUAGAGGUGGUGAUACAGAUGAUGAUGUUAUUACACAAAAGAUGUCACUACCAACCUCAUUAAGGACACCUAAACAUCUAGCUCCUCUGGACAGAAGAUACAGGGAUGUCACUUGUCUUGCCAGUCUUGAGCACCCUCUGCCCUCAAAACCAUCAAGCACAUUGCCUUUCUCAUCCGAGUCCAGACAUAAAGUGGAAAGGAUUUCCAUGCAGUCUUUCAGAAGAUCCAGAAGCACAAGAGCAGGCAGUGAGGAGAGUAAUUCCUACAGCAGUAGUAGCCAAGAAGAGGAAGAGAAUGUUCCUCAAGAGACAGACACAAUAUUUGGUGUCUUAGAAAAGUCAUUGAAUUUGGAACUAAUAUCCAAUUUGGAUUUUCAGCAGUUAAACAGAUCUGUAAUUAUUAAUAACACAGAACACACAAUCAUUACAAUUUCAGAUGAUAGGAAAGAAGAUACGCCUAUCAGAUCACCCAUUGUUAGGGAUUCCAAGAAUGAAAUGAGACAUGACUCCAAAAGUGCAAACUCUGAUGGGUUCAGUUUUAUUGCAUGUGAGAAUGACCUCACUACUGUGAAUAUCAGUAUAGAUCAAAUUCUUCAUAAAAAGAGCAAACCAAUUAAGAUUAUCAAAAGAAAUGACAGAAAAGGCAAAACGUCUUUUCACACAAAUCAUUCAUUCAAUAUUCUGGCACGCAGAAAUCAGAAUACUCCUACUACCACCAAGAAUGGAAAAAAUUCACAAAUUCACUCAAAGGUGAAACUCAGAGAAAGAAAGUCCACAAGCCGGGUUAUUGUAGAAGAGACCCCUUAUCAAUCACAUUUGCCAACAAUGACACCUACAAUAUCUUGCAAAAUAACUUCAGAUGACAUCUUAAUCACAAAGAGGGUCUCUGAACCCUAUCAACACAUGAUGUUGAGUGGCGAUGACAAGAAAGGGAGUAAAAAUAUUCCAAACCAAUUUUCCAGAGAUCUGAGAAGCGCAGGACCACCCAAAAAGCCAGCUUUAGGAGUGCCACUGCGGGCAAAAUCUGCUGUGGAGCAGGUCACUUACAAUGACAUGUUUCUGAAGAUCAGUCAAGGAGAUGAAGGUCCAGUAAUUUAUGAAAUGUUCGCAACUCCAAUGUAUGAAAAUCUUAGAGCAGACAAUUCUGCUGAGAAAACCAAACCGGUCAAUACAGCACUUCAAGUUGAAAGACAAAUCAAUAGAAAACAAAGAGAUCAACAAACAAUGGAAGUUAACAGAAAGAAACAAGCUCAAUCAGAAAGAAACAUCAGGACUAAAUGUAAGCAACACAAGCGAAGAGACAAUGUUCCAAAACUGUCAAAAAAGCAUAUUCCUUCUUCCGAGAAUAAAUGUCAUGCUGUAACUUCUGAUUGUGAGGAAGAGGAAACGCAGAAUUCCAAAAUGCCCUUUACUGGGGAUGAUGGGAAAGAAAUUUCUAGCUCAGUUAUUAAAAAACAAAACGGUUCCAUGCUGUCCAUAAUUGAAGAAGUACUUUCAAACACGGUGUCAAAAACAGAUAUUCUUCAACAACAUACCUCAGCCUCAACAUCUGAAUCGCAUCUCAUUAAACAUAAAAUACAUCAAGAGGCACAGACUCCGGCAGAUUCAUGUUCGACAGGUAAUCCUGAAUUAUCAAGCGUGACCAAACUCCCAGCACACCUUCUGAUCAAUACAUGGACAAGUGACAGGACGGUAUCACCUAUAUCCCAGAGUUUCCUUGAUGAGGUGGGUGAUGAACCACUUACAGAAGACUUGCUGCGGUCUUUGGCAGAGGGGUUAAUAUCACUGGAGAAAAGAGAUGAUGAUGAAACACCCGAGACUGAAUUUGAUGACGGCAAGGAGUUUAGUAAUAACUUACCAUCAAAAUUUAAGAAACUGCUAAAUGAGGGCAUUUCCUCUGGUGAACUGCAUUAUACUAAGAGAUCCUGUUUGGAUGAUGCCGCUAUCACAUGGACGAAAGGAGAAGUUCUGGGAAAAGGAGCCUAUGGAACAGUGUAUUGUGGAUUAACCAGUCAAGGUCAGCUGAUUGAAGUCAAACAGAUAGUACUGGACGCUUCAACUUCAGAAAUUGCAGAGAAAGAGUAUGAGCGUCUGGACAGAGAGGUUGACCUUCUUAAGAACCUUCGGCACAGUAACAUUGUUGGUUUCCUGGGCACAGAUCUGUGUGAGAACAUUGUAAGCAUCUUCAUGGAGUAUGUUCCAGGCGGUUCCAUCUCUAGUAUACUGAGCCAGUUUGGACCAUUGCCAGAAAAAGUAUUUGCAUUAUACACCCGACAGAUUCUAGAGGGGGUUGCCUAUCUUCACGCUAAUAAAGUCAUUCACAGGGACCUGAAAGGGAACAACAUCAUGCUUAUGCCCACUGGAGUAGUCAAGCUAAUUGACUUUGGAUGCGCUCGCCGGAUCAAUUGCUUAACUUUGAGUAAGACUGACCUUUUGAAGUCUGUGCAUGGGACCCCAUAUUGGAUGGCACCAGAAGUGAUCAAUGAGACAGGCCAUGGACGAAAAUCAGACAUUUGGAGCAUUGGCUGUACAGUUUUUGAAAUGGCCACAGGAAAGCCACCUCUUGCACACAUGGCCAAGAUGGCAGCACUUUUCUACAUUGGGGCUCGAAAAGGCUUGAUGCCUUGUCUGUCUGAAGACUUCUCUACAAACGCAAAAGGCUUUGUACAGGCUUGCUUAACGAGAGAUCCAAGUCAACGGCCAUCUGCUGAGGAAUUGUUAAGGCAUCAAUUUGUCUCGCAUGACAGCCAAAUCUGCAAAAGCCACCAAACUACAAACUUCUCCAUUCACCAAAGCAAAAAGUUACUAGAAAAAUGACAAACUGAUGAAUUGUAAAGCUACUCUAACAUGGACAAUUUGACAUGGAUAAUGAAUGUGGUCUAUGAAAUUGCACACAGAUAGCGAAGGUUCAACUGAUAAAUGUGCCAUUAAAUUUUUUUAAUAAAUGAUCACAAACACAAA